Anopheles cruzii is the source of this 336-nucleotide messenger RNA. RefSeq lists its product as uncharacterized. The coding region runs from base 1 to 336 and encodes 111 amino acids. NCBI's taxonomy places the organism in Eukaryota, Metazoa, Arthropoda, Insecta, Diptera, Culicidae. The transcript is spliced from 3 exons. The record is from RefSeq and is a predicted model, not a curated record.
AUGCGGCUCAGACUGAUGAUCCUAGCGGCAUUUAUGCUACUGUUCCUGCUCGUCGAAUCCGCCAAAGCUGGCAAACGGCGGAAAAUCAUCAUCCACGUACCGGUCAAAGUGAAGCAACAGAAGCACGUGCACACGGAAGUUAAAACAGUGCAUCACCACCACAAGCCGACAGUGAUCAAGGAGGAAAAGGUCGUGAAGCAGGAGAUCCACAAGCCGGUCGUGAUCAAGGAGGAAGUGGAACACGAGCAUUUCCAUCACCAUUACAAGCACGACCACCCGACGUUCGAAAUCGAUGGCCACGACUCUAACGGGCUGGGCGGGAGUUUGAUCAGCUGA